UCAAUAGUUGAAAUCUUACUUAAAAGCACCAGAGCUACAAAGAUGUCAGAUCCAAUUAACUGGCUGCAAAGCACCAAGAAACUGUGCCAGGUUGCGGUUGAUAACCGCGAGCAACAAGCACCAGUGCCCGUGAAGGAAGAAGUGGCUGCCAAUUAUCCUGAACUCAAUGAUCUGAUGGAAUCUAUCCAAAUGCAGCAGCUAAAGGAAGAUGAUGUCAUUUUAAUCAAAGGCCUGCGACGGCAGCAUUCUGAGACAACGACAGAUGAGUUGCAGAGUUCAUCGGAAGGAGUGAUGUGCCUCUCACCCUCCCCCAGCCACGGCCCUGGCUCUAUGAUGUCCAGCCUCAGGAAGUACGCUUUGGGAUUCCAGCAUGCCAUCCAUGCCAUGACCCAGCAUUUUGCUAACGUCCGCAUUCGGAGUAUCGAGGAACCAGAGUACAUUCCCACUGCCGAGAUUUCUCCUUCUGAUGCCAUCACUGCUCAGGGAACAAACCGUUCUGCUCCAGGUGUUGAAGUUUGUUUUCCUGAUGCUACAGUUCCUCCAGCUGAUAUUCCACCUCUUCCAACGUCAGAGCAGCCGCGUCAGCAGAAUUUAGUUCAAAGUUUAUCUGGUCCUGUGCAGCCUGUAGUAUGUUAUCCACCAGAGAGCAUUCAGUCGUCAUGUGAGGAAACCAAUGUGGAUCUGGGAACACCUUCCAAUCCUCUGCCUCCCUCUGGAUCACAAUUUUUGGAAAAGCUAUCCACUUUCGCCGGGCGGAUGUCUGACGAGGUACUUAGUUCAGUGAACAAGAACAAUGUUCCUCAGGGGUCUAAGCCUGAUUAUACGGCGGUGACACAGUCUGAGGACUGGACAUGCACUGAAAGUGAAUUUUCUUUCGAGAUGUCUUCUCGUGAUGUUAUCCCAAGUUCACAUUUGAAUCAAACGUUUCCAGAUGUUGACAUGUCUCUUAAAUCAUCACACAAUUAUUUAAAGUCAAGCAAACCAAUAGAGUCAGAGAGGAACCAUGUCGUUCUGGAACGUGAGAGUAGAAAUGCCAUCCCAUGUGGCAUAGGCUUCCUAGCAAGCAGAGAGGCUUCCAAUGUUAUUCAGAAAUCUCUUCAAGAGAUUGGGAUUGAAAGGGAAAACCACCUUGACGAUGUUUCAAGGGCAAUAAAUGCCAGCUCUUCAGGGAAACCUCGUACAAUGGUGCUUCCUGUUGUGGAGAAUUAUGCACUGAGGCUGACCCGGGAAGUAAUUUCUGAUGGCACCAGGAGAGCAAACUGGGAGGGAAAGGCGAUAAGUCACAACAUGGAGGUACUUGAAGAGGAAAGUAAGCAUUCACACCUUGGCCACUUGGAAUCACAUGGAGGAAAUUCUUUGGACCUUUCAGAGAUUCAGUUGUCACAAUCUGACAUUGAUGCACAUGAACUUAAUCAUCUUGGAAGAACCACACCAAAGUCAUUAUGUAUUGGAGUAAGCCCAUUAAUAGCUAGUGACCAGAUUGCAACUUUAACACAACAGUCUUUUGAUUCAUCUGUGGAGGGCGAAAGACAUUUAUCAGCAUUUGACAAAGAAAAAGCAGAUAAUCAAGACUAUGAGAAACUCAUGUGUGACAAACUUGGGCUCACCAAGAAAGCAUCAUUGGACUAUCCUGAUGCACCACCACCGACACCACUGAAGCCACAGCUCACAGGCAGUCAGAGGAGGAGUUUUACUAGGAAGCUCAAGGGAGGUUUAGCUAAAGAAUUCCUUCCCUCACCCCCUCCGCCAACUCCAAAGGAAAUUGUCAAUUUUUGCCUGCCUAAAGAUGGGAGAGAGGAUAAGGCUGAAUUUAUGAGAAAGCUGAUACGAUCGCUGUCUCAAGAGUUUAGCGGAAAAGACACUACAGGGACUUCUGAGAUGCCAGAUGAUGAAAGGCUGCAAAAUGUACUGCAGGAAUUUCCAGCUUCAGGAAGUGAACCAACAGAGGGGUUGUGCACUGAAGAGAAUAAGAUGCAAGACUACUUCAGUAAUUUAGUAUCUGGCAUUGUCUUUUCAUCUGCACAAGUUAUGUGUGUUAUUGUAGGAAAGAGCUUUGAUUCUAAAAACCCUAAUGAGCAGAACAGUCCCAGUGUUACAUUUGGCAAUGAUUGCCAGCUGAAGAGCCACACUGUGGAAAAACUGAACCCGCAAGCUUCUGAUGUAGCCAUUCUGGAACCUCAAAGGAUUCCAAGUGAAAACAAUGGGGAUAAAAACCGAGCCAGUUUUCCACUUGUAACAGAGAACAAAUUGUGGGAAUAUAUUGACAGACUAACACAGGAAAUCAUUAAUUCUGUCAUCAAUUUUCUGAAGCAAAUUGAAUUACUUGAAAGUGGGGAGCACAAGGUGGAGAGGAAAGGGGAUGAAAACAAAGACUGUAAGCAUUCACGUUAUAUCAAGCAGCUAAGCUCCAUGUCUGAAGGCUUGGUGCAAAGAGUGGUACAGUCUGCCCUCCACCUGUUUAAAACUCAGUAUGAGUUGCAGCCAGCCCAAUACGCCAGCACUGUGAGCUUAUCUGAAGGUGAUGUGGAUCCUGCGCCCGCUGCAGAAGUAUUUCAGAACAUUGAUCCUACAGUCAGGGGCAUCGAGGAGAAUCCUAUUCUCACUGACAACGAAGAGCAGCAGUUUAUCGAACCAUCACUGGAGACAAUCAUAUCUGAGGCAAACAGCCAAGCUGCAGCUCAGGACAGUGACCCUGUAUUUAUCCGGGAGGAGCAAGUGGCAGGAAGUCAAGGGACAGCUUGUGGAAUUGGCACUACACGCCCUCUUGAUGUAACAAAUUGUAAGAAUGACAGCAGUGCAAGAUCUUUCAGCAGCCAGUGCCCAUAUAAGCAACCACUUGUAAAAAUGGAAAGUGAAGAAUUUGCUGGAGAGAAUUGGAGUGGUUUCAGUCAGGUAGAAAUGAAAGUAAGUUUAUAUGAACAAAUGAAGGAAAGAUCACGUCCACAUAAAGAUCAGGAUGCAUUGCUCAACCUCAACUCCAAGCCCAUUAGUAAUGAUGAAGAAAAAUCCUCCACCUUGGAAUUAACAAAGCCAAUGAUGAAGGAUCCAGAACACAAACAGUUAAACAAAACAUAUGCUGAAAGCUUAGCACAAACUAUACUGAAUUCUUCCAUGGCUGAUGUUUGUAGGCACUGUAGUUCUAGACUAGAGGAACGAACACAUUCUCAAAGGACUGAUGACUUGCACAGAAAUGCUCUUUCUGUUUCCCGCAGCUCAGAAGAGAGUCUAGAGGACCAGCAGAAAGCACAGACAGAAGAAUUGUUCAAGGACAAAGAAGAGCACGUUCCCUUAAUUCUGAACACUAAAUUUCAAGGACUCAAUGUAAUUGAAUUUGCCGGCGAUUCAUCAACAAAACAGCCAGAAGAAAAUUCAAAUCAAUCAAUGGCUGCUUUAAAGCAGUGUAGUGAAGAUCAGGAAGACUCUGAAGAAAUGGAACAUCGCAGCUUCUUAUCUACAAAGCCAAUUGAACUUUUGUUGGUAAACUUCAACUCUGCAUCUACAACUGUCGAUGUUCAGGUACAAGCAAUGCUACAAUGGGCAACAGCCUCCCAGCUCAAUGUCUCCAAGAUUCAUAUAAAAAAUUCAAGUGAGGACUUUGUACAGUUCCCCACUCUGUUGACAUUAGCUGAAGAGGAAGAAUGGACUGUGGGAGACCUCCUCUGUGCUGUGCUAGCCUUCUGUGAAAGUAACCAGAAAGCAGCCAAUACAACACUCUUCGACUACCUCCUUGAACCAUUGUAUGGCAUUGAGGCUUGCAGUAAACUGCACGGUGCCUCCAGCUAAGGCUUGGUUUUAGUGAGAAAAUUAUGCACAAUCACCUUUUCUAGUAAAUUCAACGUUCCUGAGGAUCAACUUGCAUUUGGAAGGCAUGGAAAGGAAAUAAUCUGUACAUUUCAUUACCCCCAACCCACAGUCCUCUGACUGUCAUGAUCAACAAGUUAUAAUGAAGGAAAAUACAAUGUUUUUAUAAAAAUUUAAAUUACUAUGGUGGAAUCUGUUUAAUUUUAUGCAUGUGAUCUGGUUCCAGAUCAACUCUACCAAAUGCUAGUCUGUAGCGAGGAAUGAGGAGAUGCAACAGCAUUGCCUGCAUCUACAUGCUAUUUCUCUGAUUCAAAUCAUUUCAUGAACCUUACCACCUCAUCAUCUCCUCACUUCCUCCCACAACAAAAGAUUAAUUUCGUCCCAUGAUCUUCUCCUUCCACCUCUCCUUCAUACUGUUAGCUACACAUUUUCUCUCAGCUCCAUUCAUUAUAUUGAAAGGACAAAGAUAAUUGAAAUGGGAAUAAUCAUAUUUCCCAAAUAGAUUUUUAUUCCUACUGUUAGUGUUGCUGUUUUGAAUACAGCACUGAAAGAGACUACUCAGUCAAUUGUGUCCACACUAUCUCCUAAAGGGGCAACCCUGAGUUCUAUUCCCCUGCUCUUUCCCCCAGCCCUGCAACUAUUACCUCCGAUAUGCUUAUCCAGUUCCCUUUCAAAGACACUGAUAAAUUUAGAACUCAGUGAGUUCUAGAUCCCAGCCCCUUUCUGAGUGGUGAAAAAAAAUUAUAUCCUCCUGGUUUUUUUUUGCUCAAUUUUAAAUCUUUGUCCUAUAAUUUAGAUAACAGCUUUACUUCCAGGUCUAAGCCAGUCAUGUUACUGUGUGCCUUUGUCAUAUUUCCUCUCAUUUACUGUGCUCAAAGAAAAACAACUACAAUUUCUCCAUUGCAAUCAUUUUCCAUUUCUAAUCUUUAAUUCUCACCCUUGGAUCUAUUAUUGUAUCUUCUGCACCCACUCUGGGACUUCCACAUCCUUUCCAAAAUGUGGGAACAGAAUUGAAUACACUGCCCCAAUUGUAGACUAACUUGCAGGUUCAGUCACUUUUCUGCAUAUGCACUUUGUGCCUUUAAUUAUGAAGCCUAGGAUCCAAUGUACUUGAAUAGCCACUGCAUCUAUAUGGAUGCCAGGGCAUCAAAUGAUAUGGGGAGAAGGCAGGGGAGUAGGGAUGACUGGAAGAAUUGGAUCAGCCCAUGAUUGAAUGGCAGAGCAGACUCGAUGGGCCAAACGGCCUACUUCUGCUUCUAUAUCUUACGGUCUUGUGGUUUUAUAUAAAGGAUUUAUGAAUAUUUAUACCAAUUUCCUGCACACACUUUAGAAUUUUAAAGUUUUAAAUAUCAUCCUUUAUUAUCUAUAUAGUUUCUCUUUUUUAUUUAUGUAAUUUCAUCCCUCUCUGAAAUGAUUUCCAUCUGGUUCAUGUUUUGCCAUUUACUUGUUCCUUUGUUUUUCUUCCAGACAUUACAGCUCUCCUUACCGUUUACCACUCUUCUAAGAUUAGAAUUGGCCUUAAAUUUGAUAUAUUUACUUUGCACAUGCAAAGUUAUGUCGCUAAUGUCUCAGGAAAAGAGAGGGCCUGGUCAUGACUCCUAAAGAAACACAAACACAAUGAGUUAGUAGUCUAUCACAUUUAACCCUUAGUCAUUUUGUUCCAGUUGUCAAUUAAUAAACUAAUUUUCUGAUAGCUGUAGAUUUAUUUUGUGUCAUUCCAGAAUCUGGCACAAUAUGAGUGCAAGUUAUCAUCUUCUACAAGCUGAAUAUAUUGAUUAUGCCUUGACAUUUACCUCAAAGUAAUCUUGUCCAAGUGACUGGUGAAUGUAUAAGCCUUUUGCCUUCACGCCAUUUGAUUUGGAAACACACCAUUAUGUUACUCAACAAAGCUCCCUCCAAUGACUAAUGGACUGUUAAACUAAGCCCUUCAAACCCCAACCUGUACUGAAUUAGUUUGCCUUGUUAGUGGAAAUAGGAUAUUACAUUAGCCCCACUAUUCUCAGAUUAUGCAAAAAGCAGCGUUCCUAACUACAAACGUUUGUAUCUAUGGGUCUCUGAAAAGUGUAGACUCAUGAACCCUGAGUAAAGACUCAUGAUCUGUAGCACUAAUGAGCUGUACUUUGUAUCGUUCUGUUGAUGAACCCUAAAUUCAGAAAACCAUGUGUCAAUGCUACAAAAAUACAUCUCUUGUGUGUUCCUGAGGACAAACUUCUGAACAAAGAUCUUCAAUGCCUUUUCAUGCUUUAACCCAUAAAUAUUAAUACCUUUGGAACUGUGUCUUGCUUAGUGUCAAUUUCAGCAGAGAGGACAAUGUUUAUCAGUAUUAUGUUUAUAAAUAGGAAAAUCAGUGUAUUUCAUGGAGACAUUUUAUAAUUGAGAUUACUGUAGAAGGAAUACGCUCUGGAUGUUUUCUAAACCUGCAAAGGUUUACCAUGGGUUAGUAGAAGAAUAAAAUGCUUCCACAUGAUUUUGGAUGACGAUGAAAAUCCUCUGCUGAAGAACAGGACUUCUUCAGUGGUGGCCAAAUACUGUACAAGAAAACUUAUAAGAAAUAUUCAUUUAAAUUUGUAAGCACUGAAGUAUACAGAAGAUCAGGAAUCUUAGACCAGAGGUCUUAAUGAAUGCUUUUAAUUAUAAUAUUAGUCUGUUCCCUGCUGCUUCCUCCUUUUCAGACAAAUCUUUCCAACAUUAAAAGUCAUAAGCCUUUCAGCGUAAAGGCAGGACAGACCUGUUCCACUACUUGCUUCAUCACAGGCCAGACAAUUAGAAUCCUGUUACACCAAACAUGGAUUUUUCCAAACAAGAGAGAAUCUGCAGAUCCUCAGCCCAAAACAUCGACUGUAUUUUUUCCCAUAGAUGCUGCCUGGCCUGCUGGAUUCCUCCAGCAUUUUGCAUGUGUUGCAUGAUUUUUUCAACUGGAUUUUAACAUGUGGUUGGGAGCUGUGCCCUCUACAACUUUCAGAAGGUUUUGUUUAGUUUGGAUUUACUAGGUUUGUUAUGUAUAUUUCCACACCUUAAUUAUAUCUGUUAGUUUAAGUAUUGCAUGUGCAGUUCAGCUGUUACAUUAAAAACAGUAGGUGAAUGAACAUAAUCCAGCCAUUCUCCUUCUAUAUGAGAAUGUGCACGGUGUCAUAGAGAAAGAUGUUGCUCUAUCUUGAUCCAGGUUGGAGAUGAUUUCUCAAGGACUGUAAAACACAGCAGUAUUUUUUCUACUUUUAUCUUUAGACAAAAUAUUUUGCAAAAUAGAAUGUGUUAAAAGUUUUGAAAUUAUGCCCUGCAUUUUUUAAUAAAGUAAAUUUUCUGCAAUUUACUUUGUAUAUGGAACCCUAAUUUAUAUUUACAUAAAUAUAGAAACUGACCAUUUCAUCUGUCUGUGUGUAUUGGAUCGAAAACAGAAAAUGCUAGAAAAAAAGUCAUCAAGUCAGAUUGUUCAAGUUUUCCAAAAUAAAACAUGUAUUUGUGUAUAUUCCAUGUCAGCUGUACACUCAGACCAAUGUGCUCACCACUCCCCUCCCCACUUUACUUUUGCCUUCUACCCACUUAUUACAAAAUAAAUUUUAAAAAACUGCACAUGUAGGAAAUCUGAAAUAUAAACAGAAAACCCUGGAACCCAAUUGGUUUGCUGCUUUGUGGAGCACUUGUGUUCAGUAUUCAGCCAUGACAUUGCGCUUCAAUUACCUUGCACCGAAAAUCACCAUCCUCAGAUUCAGAUUCAUUUAUUUAUAUCACAAUUACCUUAAAACAUACAGUGAAAUACAUCAUUUGUGUUAAGAACCAAGGAUGGGCUGAGGGAAGCCCAGAAGCAUUGUAGCACUUUCUGGGGCCAGCGUAGCAUGCUCACAAUGCUCAGCAGAUCAACACUGAACACAACAUGCUACUAAACCACAACUGCACAAACAAACCCCUGUCUUCCUCCCCACACACAGACAGACUUCCAAACCUUGGCCUCUGGGCCUCCAGUCUCCAGGUUUUGGCCAUUGAGCUUUGAUUUCUGGACUUCCCGUUGAUUCUUGAGCUCCAAUGUUUGGUAUCUAACCCCAGACUAACUGAUGACAGAACUCUGAAUUCCAGGCCAACCUGCCCUCAUGCCUCCUGCUGGUAUGGACAUUUGGUCCUAGGACAACCCAACAUGUCCCUCGUCGCAUGUCCAUGGUGCUGGCCUUCAAGCACAGAGCAGAGGACUAGACUGACUGUCCUUCAUCAUCCAUCCACGUUACUGGCCUUUGAGCACGAAGUAGAGGCCUGGAUUCCGAUGUCCUUUGUCACCCAUCCAUAUCGUUGACCUUUGAGCAAGGGGCAUUUGCCUGGAUUCUGGAUGUCCUUUAUUUCAUACCCACAUUGCUGGCCUCCAAGAGCGGAGCAAUAAUGUCUGCUGCUGGACCAGACUCUGACCUGACCUUUAACUCCUCCACAUUCCUGUCUCUAAGUCCUAUUCUGACCUUUAACUCCUCCAUCUCCCUCUCCCUAAACCCCAAAACUGAGCCCUAACUCCCUUCUCUCUCCCCAAAACCAUCCCUACAGACUUAAAAAAUAACAAUUCAAUCUGAGCCAUGUACUCAAUGGAGACUGCAGCCUGGUGCCACCUUGACUGGAAGUUUGAGAUGAUCCUGCUUCUGUUCUGAUCUUUCUGUCUGUAUCCUGCACUGUUAAAAGAUUGAGGAAUAGCUCCCUUGGCUCAUUAUAGUCUUCUAGACUUUUUUAAAUGCCAACUUCAGGUAAUGUGAUCUUUUUUUUCUGUUUUAGCAUAAUGUGCCACUUCUGCCAGUGAUCCAUCUGACAUUUGGCUCAGAUUUUCUCUCAUUCACUAUGGCUUUAUCUGCUGGGCACGUUCCACAGUUCAGCAAUUACCAACAUAUAACUGCAUAAACCCAUUUGGUCUCAUUCGAUCAGUGAUACUCCCUUUGUCGAAACCAUCUGUAAAUAUAAUUUCUCUCUUUCCAAUUCUAAUGAAGAGUCUCUGCCCUGAAACGUUGCUCUAUUUCUCUUUCCACAAUCACUAACUCAUCUGCUGAAGGCUUCCAGCAUGAAAAAUUUCAGCCAUUGUGCUAGAGAACCACUGCAGCCCUCACCCCUGUGAAAUUAGAAAACAUAUUCUGCAUUUUCAUUCUUUAUUACCUUACUUACUGCCUGUUAUGUUACUGGUGUUUAGGGCAGCAAUAAAGGUCCACCAUCUUUGUCUGACCUUGGCCCCAGGUAUGGUUCAGGGUCCUCAUUUCUGCCUCUGCGGUAUGCCGUCAAGUUGAGCUUAGUCUCCUGUAUUUCCUCCAUCCUUCUGGGGUCAAAUGAAGUGUUGUCUUCCUCUCUUCUCAUCACAUGCCCAAUCCAUCUCCAAUGUUUCCUCAUGAUGACUCUGGUCAUGUCUUCUUGAUGACACUGAAGGAGUAGGGCGUGGUUGGAGAUCUUUCUUUGCCAAAAAAUACUGAGGAUCUUCUGGAGGCUCAUGAUGUGGAAUGACAACAGCUAACAAGAUCAAUUUCUGUCAUACGCCAGUAUCCCAACCUGUACAAGAGUGUGGACAGAACACGGCUCUGGUACAGCUUCACUUUGGUGAGAUGCUGUACGCAGUUGAUCCUCAUAUUGCUCAAUGACCUGAAGACAUUUCUAGCUUUGCUGAGUUGGCACUAGAUGUCGUCCUUGGUCCCACCAUCCUGCGGAAUGAUGCUGCCCAGGUAAGUGAAUCUUCAGGUGUUGGGUAAGUUGAUGCCAUAUGCUUUGUCAGGUGGAGGAAGAGACUCUACAUUGAGGGUCACAGUCUCAGUCUUCAUUAUUUAAAUCUAUUUGUUUUGAUCUACAAUAAGGAAUCCUAGGAAGGAGGACCCAGAGCAUAUCCAUACCCUAUAUGAGUCCUCUAAUCAUGACUGUGUCGGAACAGAGAUGGAAAUAGUUUGUCAUUAGUUAGUUGUCUUUUGGAUGCCUGAAAAAUGAAUCAUCUUUUGCUGCAAUUCAGCCAGCAGCACCCAAAGCCCACCAGAUGCCAUUUUCAGACAGCCUGCUCACCCAAUUUGGACAUUAGGUGGUCCAACUUUCAAAUAACAACAGUAAUUUCUACUUAUGAUAUAUUUACUGUAACAAGACUUCCCAAACACGUCACAGAAGUGAAAAUUAAUGCUGAACCAAAUAAAAAUGAGCUGAUCCCAAUGCAACAAGAUUAAUUUUAAGAUGCAUCUUAAAGGAGUAAAAAGAGAUAUAGAUACGUCGAGAUGAAACUUCAGAGCUUGGGCCUUUGGCAGGUGAAUCCAGCACUGCCAGCAACAGAGCAAUCACUUUUAGAUAAGGAAGAAACCACUUUGCUAGUUAAAUCUUCCCAGUCUUUUUCAAGGUGGAAGGAUUGGGUGUCCCUAAGAUUAUUUUUUGAUCCUUAAUCAUUUAAUAUCUGUAUACAUGACCUGGAACAGGGACCAGAGAUUAAGAUAUCAGAGUUUGCCAAUGACACUAAAAUAGGUAGGUGGGCAUGUUAUAAUGAGGAUAUUUGAAACAGGACAUAGGUGAAUGAGCAAGACUGUUAUUAAACCCUUAGGAAAGAGGAUGUCUUCUUUUAAUAAUCAAUAAUGAGGUUGUACGUUAUUAAUUUCUAACUACUUCCUCAACUUAGAAGUAUAUUUCUGAACUUUGCUCACUGGCUCCUUGUAACAUAUUUAACUCUCUCUAUCUUAUUUAGCAACCAUGUGAGAUCUUAUUGACUGUUUGCCUUAAAAGUUCUUCACCUUUAUAUAAUGUACACACAAUGCUGUGGGAACUCAGCAAGUCAGGUAGCAUCUAUGGAGGGGAGUAAACAGUUGGCAUUUCGGACUGAGACCCUUCAUCACGACUGGAAAGGAAGAAGGCAGAAGCCAGAAUUUGAAGGUGUGGGGGAAGGAGUGCAAUAUGGCAGGUAAUUGGUGAGACCAGUUGAGAGGGAAGGUGGGGGAGGGGAGUUGAAGUAGGAAGUUGGAAGGGGUUUAGGUGGAAGAAGUAAAGGGCUGAAGCAGAAGGUAUCUGAUUGGAGAGGACAGUGAACAAUGGGAGAAAGGGAAGGAAGAAGGGAACCAGAGGGAGAUGAUGGGUAGAGGUGAGAAGAAGGAAAGUAGUGAGAGGCUAGCCAGUAUUGGGAAUAGGAAAAGAGAGAAGGAGGGAAACAAUGCCUAGUAUUUUGUCUGGGUAGCCUCCAACCUGAUGGC
Messenger RNA from Hypanus sabinus (Atlantic stingray), 10958 nucleotides. RefSeq lists its product as uncharacterized. NCBI's taxonomy places the organism in Eukaryota, Metazoa, Chordata, Chondrichthyes, Myliobatiformes, Dasyatidae. Bases 43 to 3783 code for a protein of 1246 amino acids. Gene Ontology annotation, biological process: intracellular protein localization. The transcript has 5 exons. Gene Ontology annotation, molecular function: protein kinase A binding. The record is from RefSeq and is a predicted model, not a curated record. Gene Ontology annotation, cellular component: cytoplasm.